Molecule: messenger RNA, 891 nt
Organism: Caenorhabditis elegans
Lineage: Eukaryota; Metazoa; Nematoda; Chromadorea; Rhabditida; Rhabditidae
Gene: M7.8
Product: aralkylamine N-acetyltransferase
Exons: 5
Coding region: 83-775 (230 amino acids)
Molecular function (GO): aralkylamine N-acetyltransferase activity
Source: RefSeq, marked reviewed
AGAACAAGAUUAGGAGCAGUUCUCGUCCUUUUUCUUCUUCCAACUGCUUCUCUUUGCUCCUCGUUUUUCAACAUAAAAGAAGAUGUCCCACAAAUUGCCUUCCGCAACGGACAAGUACUACUUCGAGGUGCUCAGAAAUGAGGAAAAAUCCGAAAUGCUCAAGUUUCUAUUAGAAAGUUUUCGAGUUGAUGAACCGCUUAAUAGGGCAUCUAAAAUAUCCUGUGAAGAAAUUGAAAAAUGUCUGGAUGGAGCACUUGACAGAGCUCUCAAAACAGAAUCGUCAAUUCUCGCGAGGUCCCAAGACACUCAUGAAAUUGUCGGAUGUAUGCUGAAUUCCGUAUGGAGACGUGAUGAAUCUUUGUGCACACCGGGAGAAGAAGACAAGGAUUUUGAAUUUCAUACAAUUAGAAAAGAAGUUGCAAUGGUUGCUGAGAUAUUAAAUGAACUUCAUGAAAGUUUCUGGAGUUUGAGACCAGAUCAGGAUGUGGUUUUGCAUUUUGAAAUUUCGUCAGUCAGUGUGAAUCACAGACGCCAAGGAUUAGCAUCAAAAUUCAUGAAUUGGACUGAAAAUAAAAAAUUUUUGGAUACAUUUGGAGCAACUGGCAUUGCAACUGAAGCUUCAUCUCUUGCUAACCAAGCACUUUUGGCUAAACGUGGAUAUUCAACAAUAGCUACUACUUUGUUGGAUACCAAAGUUGAUCCAGAUACUGGAAAACCAAUAUUAGUUUGUGACGAUGGAACUGAUCGAGUCAAUUUGAUGUUCAAAACAUUCUGAAAAGGCAAAGUGUGAUUGCGAUGAAAUCUGGUUGAAUAAUAUUUUGAGUACAUGUACAAUUUCUUCUGUAAUCUUGGUAAAAAUUUCUGGUACUUUGAAUAAAUACAUUUAAAUUU